Messenger RNA from Patiria miniata (bat star), 2317 nucleotides. It is a transcript of the gene ccdc148, whose product is annotated as coiled-coil domain-containing protein 148-like. The record is from RefSeq and is a predicted model, not a curated record. The coding region runs from base 165 to 2036 and encodes 623 amino acids. The transcript is spliced from 11 exons. NCBI's taxonomy places the organism in Eukaryota, Metazoa, Echinodermata, Asteroidea, Valvatida, Asterinidae.
UGUAAUAUUUCUGACAGCAAUUUUGUGCUUGCUCUACAAUUUACAAACGAUUUUUAAAAUGAUAAUAUUGUGUUAAAUCGAGUACCGUAGUUUUGAUGUCUCAUAACAGCCUGAAUCAGUAAACAUAGUCACAGUGGCGAUGGGGUAAAAGAUUGGCGACAACAAUGACGGGCCGUGACUACAGAAGUUUUGUGUCACAUUAUCGGACUGGGCCAAGAGAAAUUGGAAGGGCCUAUGAAUCAGAUAAGCUUCUCAUUCGGAUGACCGAGGGCUUAGGAAGCAGCAGGUACACAACGCCCGACUAUGAGAAACUAAAAUCCCAGGCCUUGGAGAAGAAAAUCACCGGAAAUCGCUCGCUCAUCAAGGUCAAUCGCCUGGCUGCUAUCUCCAAAGCCAGCCAAGAGAAGAGCCUCUUGAAGCAACAUGGGAUGGUGUGGCAGCGGGAACUCGGGCGGCUGGACGCACAACGCAAAAGAGCGGAGAGCGAACAGGACUCGUUCUUUCUCAGCGGCACGUCAGAGCAGUCGGAGAUUGCCAUGUUUAUGCUGGAGGCUGAGGAUUAUCAGCUUCAACUAGACGCGGAGAGGAAAGCUUUCAAAGGAGCCACCGCUGACCCCAUCUGGACCUUGCGGGAAGACCUUCAGGCUUGGUUGACGGAGAACUCACCCCAGUUUCAUCCUGGAUCGCCAAGACGUGAGGAGAUUGUGGCACAGCACGCCCAAGUCUCUGAAACAAUCGACUCGGUCAAAGAGCAACAGCAGAGCCUCUUAGUCAAACUGGACCAUGAACAGAAGGCCUUGGAGCAGGACCUACAGUCGAAUUAUCUCCGGGGUCUCUUUGCUGGAGCGGAGAAGUGGGUGGUAGAAGGCGUGCCCGCUGAGGCUCAGAUCCUCAUCUGCCCCGAUGUUGAACUCCGAGACUCGGUUCUGGUUGAGUUUGAAAUCCUGGACCAGAGAUACUUGGCACGGCUUAGGGAACUUGACAAGCUGCAUUCUGAUGUGCUGAGGUCAGACACCGGUGGCUGGGAUGCAGGGGACCACUUUGCCUUCCAGGCGAUAGUUGAUCAGUACCCCCACGAUCUGACCAAUCGGAGAGCUCUGUAUAUCGACAGGUUGCGAAGACAGCUGCCUCACAAGACAAGAUCAGACACAGUGUCCCACGAAGACUGGUCCCUGCGCCACCGUUUCUACAUCGAACACCGUCGCACCUUGAUCAACUGCUGGGCGCGGGACAAGCAGGAGUUGUACGACAAGGCCGUCGCUGUCUUCGCCGACGCAUGCCUGGCCGAGGAACUGCAGCAGGCUGCGGCGAUUAACAGGCAGAGACAGGAUGAAAUCUGCAGCCAGCUGGGACAGAAGGUUCGUCGAUGGAGAGAACAGAAAGCUGAAGCCAUGAGGCUUGAGGACGACCUAGCAUCUCAGCGGCGGCAUCAUUUUGAAGAGCAGAGAGCCAAGGAGCAGGAAAUGGAUAAGAAGAGGAGGGCCGUGGACAAACAAAAGGUGGAAACGUACCGUCAUAAACUGAGGAAGGAGCAAGAGGCGAGGGAAGAGGAAAACAUGAGACGGUUGGCGGAGAUCAAAGAAGCCAUGGAACUACAGGCUGAGACGGACCGAGAAAGAGUAAGCUACCGAGAAGCACUACUUGGAGAACGCAAAGAGCGAUACAGGGAGGAGAAACGCAAGGAAGCCGAGAACGAAAUGGAGCGAGAACGGAGACUGGACGCACUGAGGCAAAUGGUUGAAGUGCAUGUUGAGCAUGAUCCACAGCGCGUCUUCCAAGCAACCAAGGCCUAUAAUGCCCAUCUCGGCAUCGGAGUAGACGAAGACGUCAACAUACAGAAACCGCUGUUUGACGCCAGAGGAUUCACCAAUGAACAGGUGUUGUCAGACCCGCGAUUCAAGCUGGAGCAAGCGUUGCGCAAAGCCGGCCUGCAUGCCAAUCCUUACGCUAGAGCCAUGCUGGGCGACACCAAGCCCCUGAAACCGCCGAGAAGGGAUCAGGAAUCGACGGUCUUCAAAGAUAUCAAACAAACUUGAAGGAAGAGUGAAAAAUGACCAUGCCAGCUGCAGAACAGUGCAACAAUGGGCCAUCAACACCAGUGCUUAAACGGCCAAUUCGGAGACAAUGGGAGCUAGUCCCAUUGAACAAUGCCACAGUUGUAUCCUGCUGCAGUUGGCGACCACAGACUCGGACGCAGUUUGGUCUUGGGAUUUUUUAACCUGUUGGAACUUGUUACAUUGGGCAGGUUUUCUCACUUUUAACAAGUGUUGCAUGUCGUUUCCGCAUUUGGUAGGGUUUUUAGGCAACAUCCCUUGUA